AUGCGCUGCCUGCUGGCCCCGGCGGCCGGCCUCCUCCUCCGGGCCGCCGGCCUCCUGCUCCGGGCCGCCGGGAUGCUGCUCCGCCGCCGGCCGCUGGUGCUGCUCGGCGUGGCGGUGUGCCUCUUCUACCAGACCCUGAUGGUGGCCCGGAACCGGCUGCGGCAGACGGAGGUCCGGGAGGCUGCGGAGGAGGUUCCGAUGGAGACCCGGGAGCUGCUGUGCUCCCUGGAGGCGCUGCACACUCAGGUCCAGGUCUCGUCUCAGAGGCUCCUCCCCUCCCGGCGGCGCCGUCGGGCCGUGGUUCUGACGGGCCGACACCCGGUCUCGGACACCGAGGUCCAGCUGUACCAGCGGGUUCUGCAGCAGAUGGGUUUUGAGGUCCAGAUGUCCAGAUACGCAGAAACCAGCAGCUUCCUGAAGCCGGGUGCGGGUGGGUGGAGCCUCUUGCUGUGUCUCAGCAGCUCGGAGCAGAGCUGUCUGAGGAGGAUCUCCUUCUCUCACCUGCAGCGUCAUCAGACGGUGAACCUGCUGCCUGGUCUGAUGGAGGCGUUUUCCGACGCAGGUGGAGGUCUCUGCCGCUUCCUCGCCGACGCUCAGCUGACAGGCUCUGACUUACCCAUGAGGCCGCACUCCUGUGGACCGACCAAUCAGAAGCUGCAGAUUCCUCCCAACAGCGGCUCACCUGCCAAAGCCCCGCCCCCUGCUCUGGUUGCCACGGUGAAUGUUUAUGUCCUGGUGACCUCGGUGACCCCGCUGACCUCCUUCCUGCACGACAUCAGCGUGGUGACGACCAAUCAGCAGCCGAGGGGUCGACCUGUGAAGCUUGGCGACUUCCUGCUGCAGCAGCUCGGACCGGCGACCUCCCAUCAGGCCUUGGAGCAGGUGAAGCAGGUGAUAGGCGAGGUGCUGCAGGCGGCGGCAGCCAAUGAGAAGCAGCGAACGGUCGGCAGGUGUGUCCUGUGCUUCCAGCUGCUCACCUUCACGCUGCUGCUCGGCGGUUCCGUCUCGCCCGUCGUCGUCCAGGUGAACUCUGAUUUGACGUUUUCUUCUCUGAGCGACGACACGUUUGAAGGACAAGUCACCAAAGACCUGAUCCUGGAGGACACGCUGCGCUUCCUGCUGCCACCACGCACUCACCUGUCCUCUGACACUCACCUGUCCUCCUCAGAGACACAGGAACAGGUGAGUCCAGACAUUUGCGUUAAUUUAAUUAACUUCCCUUUAACGAGCUUUCAUGGACGUCAGUCUGCGGGUUCCUGCAGCAGAACCGUCUGUCUGUCAGAGGACCAGCUUCUGGUUCUGCUCCAGUUCCAGCAGCAGCUCAAAACGCCGUCAGCAUUCCGACCGCUCUCACCGGGCGUCUCAUCGUCUCCGUCCGUCGGCGUCUCCGGCCUCCUGACCAGGAUCAGGGUUUUCUACGAGCUGCACGCCAACAGCAGCUGCAGGACCGACGAGGAACCGACCAAUGAGCAGCCAGCUCUGACUUCCUCCCAGGACGGAGGUUCCUGUGUGGACCCCCGCCUCAGGCAGAUCUACACGGACCCCGCCCUCACCUUGACUCCGCCCUUCAGCCCUCAGGUCAAAGAGUAUCGCGCUGAGGUGACCUUUGACACAGUGACCAUCAGAAUCCGUCCGGAACCGAUGAGCUCCAGCUGCAGGGUUCACCUGGACGAGCACCGCGGACCCAGGAUGGCGAACUUCCCGGUCGGCCUCGGCAACAGCAGGAUCAGCAUCCUGGUGACGGACGGCGCCGGGCCGGAGCCAGUCGUCAUGACGAUCUACACCGUCCACGUGUUCCGGGAGAGCCGGCCCAGUCUGCCCAUGUUCGGAGAUCACGUGAUGUGCAGCUUCCUGCAGGACUGUGGUCUGCAGGUCCAACCGGGUCGGUUCUGUGGUCUUCAGCCUCACAUCAGCUCUCAGAGUCCAGAUCAGACCUGCAGCUCCGGAGACGUCCCAGGUCGGUGGGUGGUACCGUGUCUCAGCUGUUCUGACAACAGGACGUGUGAUUGGAGGGAGGUUGCCUGGCAACCUGACGACUGUUACCACCCGCUGGUGGACCGCCCCCUGCUGCAGGACUGCAUGACGGACAGGAAGGUGAUGUUCAUCGGAGACUCGACCAAUCGGGGGAUGAUGUACUUCCUGAUGGAGCGGGUGAACUCCAGCCUGGAGGACUGGGGCAAAGCUCACGACACGCUGGUGUACCGGAACCUGAACGGGGGGCGGAGCCUGGUCAGCUACUCGUACUAUCCUCAGUUCUGGUUGGAGAAGAAGCAGAGACCCACCUUCAGACGAGCUCUGAUGCAGCUGCUCAACAGGUCGCAGCCUCUGGAGAACUCUAACCGGACGGUUCUGGUGGUGGGAGGAGUCCAGUGGCUCAACACGGAUCACCUGAGGACGGUCCAGGAGGUUCUGGACAGAGAGUCUCUCAGUAACAUCCUGGUGGUGGUCAAGUCUUUGGGGAUGGGGUUCCACCUUCCAGUCAACGGGAUCCGAUCUCUCAGCCUGGCAGAGAUACAGAACCUGUACCGAGAGAACGGCAACAUCAUCGCCGCCGCAAAGCAUCAUGGGUACGAGGUGAUCGACACGUUCAGCAUCACGAUGGGUCGAUACAAAGAGUUCCUGCAGGGACGAUGUGCCUGCCACUUCCACGAGGUGGAGAAGUUUUGGUCCACAAAACCUCCCAACGACGCGACGUCAACAACCAACCGGACCAGAACCGCACCUGGACUCGGCGGCCAAUCAGCCGUGCCGGACACGGCCCAGGAGGCGGAGCCUAAGCCCGCGACCUAUCACGUGAGAGGACCAGUGAACCAGGUGUACUCGGAGAUCCUGCUGAGCCGUCUGUGUCCUAAAACCAGAGACUGAACACCUGAGAGGGUGAACAGGUGAGUCCUGCAGGUAGACUCGGCUGCCCCCUCCAGGACGUGGACUUCAUGUUGGACCAGGACUUGUUCUCUGAUUCGACCUAAAAGCAGCAGCAGGAGGAGGAACGAAUGUAAAGCCAUCAGAACGGAGCGAACCAGAGUUCACUAAAGUCCACUUAACCAGCUGGUUGUCUGGUCAGCACCUGUUAGCUCAUCAUGCAAACCAGUUCUCUUCAGACGUUCUGCUGGCUACUAACUAGUUCCACUGCACAACAGCUACUUCAUACUGUGUUCUAACCAGAGUUUUAUAAGAACUAACUAGUUUUUCAAGUACACUCGAUAGUUUUAGUAGAAACAAGCUGCUUUUUUACAGCUAGUGUCUGAUUGAUACUAAACUUUUUUGUACACAGUAGCCAGGUUUCAUCCUGACUAGCUCCUGACACAUGGUAACUAGUUCCUGACAUGUGGUAGCUAGUUUCUGAUAAAUGGUAACUAGUUCCUGACAUGUGGUAACUAGUUCCUGACAUAUGGUAACUAGUUUCUGAUAAACUGUAACUAGUUCCUGACAUGUGGUAACUAGUUUCUGAUAAAUUGUAACUAGUUCCUGACAUGUGGUAACUAGUUCCUGCUAAAUGCUGCUUUUAUAGAUUUAUAAGCUAGUCUCUUAUUAGUUGUACCUAGUAUCUGACAAAUACUAACUAGCUGAUACAUGUUUCUUGUCUAUAUGUCUUAACUAGUUUCCAGUUUGUACUAACUAGUAUCUGAUGUGUGGUAACUAGUUUCUGAUUAAGAUUUAUGUUUUUUUGAUUAUGUUUUUGGCGAGUGCUAAAUAGUUUCUGAUUCAUAUGAGUCAUGCUAACUUUAUUUUUUUCUGUGCAUUAACCAGUUCUGAGAGCAUCCUAACUAGUUUCUAACGUGUAGCAACUAGUUCCUGACACAUGCUGCUGUUUUAUGUGACUAACUAGCUUCUUCUUUGUACUAACCAGUUUCUGAUUCAUCCAAAGUAAUUUCUGAUGUGUAGCAACUAGUUUCUGACACAUGCUGCUUUAUAUUUUGCAUUAACUAGUUUCUGAUGUGUACUAGCUGUUCUCUGACUCAUAAUAGCUCAUUUGUAAUUUGCGCUAGCUAGUUUUGAAUUCGUAGUGACUAAUCUGUGAUUCAUAUUAACUAGUUUUUGACACAUAGUUACUAGUUACUAGCACAUGCUGCUCUUUCUGUGUAGUAAGUAGUUAUGUGUACUGACUAAUGUCUGAUGCAUAAUCAGUAGUUGUAGAUGAGUGUUAACUAGUUACAGAUGUGUGAUAACUAGUUUCUGACACAGCAACUAAGUUCUGAUAAAUGCUGCUUGUUAAAUGUAUCACUCAACUAACUAGUUUUGACUUGCAGUAGCUAUUUUCUGACCAGUAUAAACUAGUUUUUGAUGCAUACUGUUUUUCUAUUGUAGGAACUUGUUUCAGAUCCUAACUAGUUAUUUUUGACUGUGUAGUAACUAGUUUUUUGAUACAUACUGCUUUUCAAAGGGCACUAACUAGCUUCUAAAUUGUACUAACUAGUUUUAAUACAUACUAGCUCAGUUGUCAGGUACAUACAGGUUAACACUAACUUGGUACUGACUAGUAGUAACUAACUUCUGAUGCACACUAACUAGUUCCAGGUGUAUGGUAACUAGUCUUGACUGUGUAGUAAGUAGUUUUUUGAUGCAUACUGCUUUUCAAUGGGCACUAACUAGCUUCUGACUUGUACUAACUAGUUUUGGAUGCAUAGUAACUAGUUUCCUAUAAAUGCUGCUUUUCCAGUUCCAGACUGGUAGUAACUAGUUUUACUAACGAGUACUGACCCGUCAGUAAUCCGUCUGAUAUUGAUGAAUUGACCAGUAUAAACUAGUUUUGGAUGCACACUGCUUUUCUAUUGUAGGAACUAGUUUCAGAUGGUAACUAGUUUUGGGGGAAGUUAUUUUUGAAGCAUAGUAACUAGUUGUUUUUAUACAUACAGAUUCCUAUGUACACUAACUAGCUUCUGACUUGUAGUAACUAACUUGUGAUGCACACUAACUAGUUCCAGGUGUAUGGUAACUAGUUUAGGACUUGUAUUAACCAGUUUUUGAUGCAUAGUAACUAGUUUCCUAUAAAUGCUGCUUUUCCAGUUCCAGACUGGUAGUAACUAGUUUUACUAACUAGAACUAACUAGUCGGUAGUCCGUCUGAUAUUGACGUAUUGAUCAGCUCUGUGCAUCUCGCUGCCUCCUUACAUGUGUUGUAUUUCUGAUAUUGAUCGAUGAUCGAUCGGUUCCUCUGCCUGCCUCUGACCAGCCUCUCUGCCUCCUGCCUGUACAUAUUGAUCUAUCGGUGGCUGAUUGAUGAUUGAUCGGCCGUCCCGUCCCUGUACAUAUAUUUAUACGUCCUGUAUAUCGGCUCCGCACCAAAGAUUCUUCUGGCUGUGGUCAGAAGCAAACGUCUUAAAUGAUGCUCUGCUCACAUCGUCUAUAUUUUUCUACAGAUGUUUAUCGAGCUGUCGUCUCUGAACAUGUUUACGCAUUUAUUUAUACGAACACGAUGGUUUUACUCUUUAUACAUAAAACACACAAACAACGAAUCCAACUGUGAAGAUGUUUUAACGUUUCAGCUGUUCUUCUGCUUCGAUUCUUUUAAACACAGAUUAAAUCACGACUUUAUAAUAAAACACAAGAUUUAUACGAAUCAAACGGAUCUGAGUUGUUUAUAAUCCAGUUUAACUCAACGUGAAUCCAGUUUAACUCAACGUGAAUCCAGUUUAACUCAACAUGAAUCCAGUUUAACUCAACGUGAAUCCAGUUUAACUCGACAUGAAUCCAGUUUAACUCAACCUGAAUCCAGUUUAACUCAACGUGAAUCCAGUUUAACUCAACAUGAAUCCAGUUUAACUCAACGUGAAUCCAGUUUAACUCAACAUGAAUCCAGUUUAACUCAACCUGAAUCCAGGUUUUCUUCUGGAAGCAGCGGCUGAACAAAACAACAGUAAGUUGAUCUAAAUUCAUUAGAAUUUCAUCCGAUCUCAUCUUUUCUUUCUUUUUGCGUGUUUCGCUGCUAAACGUGUUUUAUUGCUUCAUGUAGGAGGAUUUUUAUCACGUCCUUCAAUAACAAGCGAUUUAACGUUUAAUAUUAUCAGUAAACGGAUCAAAUGUCACUUUUUAUUCUAAGUUUUAAGCAUCCAGCCGAUCAGAAGCAGUUUGUUGUCAUGCUUGUUUUAUGUCACUGUGACCAACAUUUAAAACACAGCAGCUCCACGUUUUUCUGUUUGUUCCUUUCAGAACUUAUCUGAUGUUGUUUCUUCAUCAACAAAGUGUCCCGUCGGCUUCUUAUUUCCAGUUUUAAAACAUUGAACAGUAAUAAAAUGGACUUUUUAUUCUC
This is a messenger RNA of Stegastes partitus (bicolor damselfish), 6249 nucleotides long. It is a transcript of the gene cped1, whose product is annotated as cadherin-like and PC-esterase domain containing 1. The coding region runs from base 1 to 2865 and encodes 954 amino acids. Lineage: Eukaryota; Metazoa; Chordata; Actinopteri; Pomacentridae. The record is from RefSeq and is a predicted model, not a curated record. The transcript has 21 exons.